UUUUUGUUUAAUCGCCGAUCGAAUGACCGGCAUUAUAAAACCGAUGUUUAUUUUGCUUUCGAAUUUAGUUUGUUUUAUAACUUAAACCAGAUUUGAGUGUUUUGAUUCCGAGAAAAUAUUAUUUAAAAUAAAAAUGCGUUUUGCCUUUGCUGUUUUAUUGGUCGUUUGCUUGGCAGCUGUUGCUUUAGCCAGUCCCGCUAAAAAUAAACAGGCCCCUGCUUGUUCCCGCAAUUGUGGCGAUAGUUAUGAACCUGUCUGUGCUAAGGCUAAAAAUAGCAGCAAGGAACGUCUUCUAACCUUUGGAAGUGAGUGUGUAAUGGGCAAUUACAACUGUCAACACAGUGAUGAUCCAUUCGAGGUAAAAUCCAAGGGUGAAUGCGGUGGCAAUGUUAGCGUGCGUUUGUCUUAAUUGAAUGCUUUCAAAAAAUGUUGAAUUAAUACAAAUUAAACCAUUAUACAUAUGUAUAAGCAUUUUUUAUUAACAAUAAAGCAUUAUAUAAUUUA
Messenger RNA from Calliphora vicina (urban bluebottle blowfly), 504 nucleotides. RefSeq names its product vasotab. Gene Ontology annotation, molecular function: protein binding. Lineage: Eukaryota; Metazoa; Arthropoda; Insecta; Diptera; Calliphoridae. The transcript has 3 exons. Bases 134 to 409 code for a protein of 91 amino acids. The record is from RefSeq and is a predicted model, not a curated record.